Lycium ferocissimum is the source of this 1402-nucleotide messenger RNA. Its product is annotated as ATP synthase subunit gamma, mitochondrial-like. The record is from RefSeq and is a predicted model, not a curated record. Lineage: Eukaryota; Viridiplantae; Streptophyta; Magnoliopsida; Solanales; Solanaceae. Gene Ontology annotation, biological process: proton motive force-driven ATP synthesis. The transcript has 9 exons. The coding region runs from base 148 to 1122 and encodes 324 amino acids. Gene Ontology annotation, molecular function: proton-transporting ATP synthase activity, rotational mechanism.
UUAGUGUAGCUUUAAUACACUGUCGGGUUAAAAAUGUCACAUUGACCGUGGCUCAGCUGACAUUUGAAGCGACUGUAAAACAAACCCUAGCGUAAAUUGCCGAUCUGCGAGAGAGGAUAAGCCCGAUCAGAUCGAAUCCGAUAAAAAAUGGCUAUGGCUGCGUUGAGACGUGAGGGAAGGCGUUUCGCUACACCGUUGAUUUCUCCUAAUCCUGCCAUUGCUCUUCGUUCUUCCAUCAUCCCUUCCCAGGAACCAGUCUCAUCAGGAGUUCGAUGUAUUUCAACUCAAAUUGUGAGAAACCGCAUGAAGAGUGUUAAAAAUAUCCAGAAGAUUACAAAGGCUAUGAAGAUGGUUGCUGCUUCAAAGCUUAGAGCUAUUCAAACUAGAGCUGAAAAUUCACGUGGCCUAUGGCAGCCCUUUACUGCACUUCUUGGUGACUCUGCUAGUGUUGAUGUCAAGAAGAAUGUUAUUGUUACCAUUUCUGCAGACAAAGGUCUUUGUGGUGGAAUCAAUUCUACAUCUGUCAAGAUAAGCAGGGCUCUUCAUAAGUUGAAUUCUGGUCCUGAAAAGGAAAAUAAGUAUGUUGUCUUGGGGGAAAAGGCAAAGGCUCAGCUGGUGCGAGAUUCGAAAAAAGACAUUGAACUGAUCAUGACGGAGUUGCAGAAAAAUCCUCUUAACUACACACAGGUUUCUGUGAUGGCAGAUGACAUCUUGAAGAAUGUCGAAUUUGAUGCACUGCGGAUUGUUUUUAAUAAAUUCCAGUCAGUUGUCUCAUUUUUGCCAACAGUGUCCACUAUACUAUCUCCAGAGGUUGUAGAGAGGGAGGCUGAAUCAGGUGGAAAGCUUGGAGAAUUGGAUUUAUAUGAAGUUGAAGGUGCUGAGACAAAGUCAGAAGUUCUUCAGAACCUAGCUGAAUUUCAGUUUUCAUGCGUUAUGUUCAAUGCAGUUCUAGAGAACGCUACUAGUGAGCAAGGAGCAAGAAUGUCUGCUAUGGAUAGCUCCAGCAGAAAUGCUGGGGACAUGCUUGAUCGUCUCACUCUUACUUACAACAGAACCCGUCAAGCAUCUAUCACCACAGAACUGAUAGAGAUCAUAUCAGGAGCAUCAGCUCUGGAGGGUUAAUUGGACAAGCUACCGCUUUUAUCUGAUGGAGAAAUAAGAAAAAUGUGUAGGCUUUCUUAGCACCCUGGGGUGACCAAUUAUCCGUUUUGAUUUAUGAAUAAUCUCCUGGUUAACUUUAUUUCUGGGAAAAUUGGUUUAACUGUUACAAAGAUAGUCAUAAAUGCCUUUUGAUCUGUUUCUUUUCAUUUUUGUACCGGGCUUGAAUGGCCGUAACUUGUUCAAGAAAAUUUUCUUGAAAAGCUCUGUCUUUAUAUGCAUGUUUUUUUGGCUUCUAAGUUGA